Molecule: messenger RNA, 2471 nt
Organism: Prorocentrum cordatum
Lineage: Eukaryota; Dinophyceae; Prorocentrales; Prorocentraceae
Source: the annotation of a GenBank genome assembly
GAAGGAGACCCUGCAGGAGCUGAGUGGGAAGAGCUAUCCUGAUUGGGUCCAGGAGCAGAUGCAGCUGCCGGCCAGCUCCCAUCGGGAGUACUACCGCAAGCGCGUCAGCCCACGGAAGAACAGUGACACCGCGCACAUCAACUUGGCGGAGAGGCCCAUCUGCACGAAGGGCUCCCGCUGGCACGGGUACGCGCUGACAAGAGAUGACAUAGGGUCGAGCAUUUUUAUCAGCGGCGGGAAGGUCUUGAUCGGCAACGUGGCGCGGACGGACAUCGAUGCGGGUUACGCCAACAACGGCCUCAGCGCGCCGAUGACGUGCACGGAUGUCCCUACGCCGCAGAUGGUCUCUGAGAACGAGGCCUGCAGCGCCCACGGGGCGUGCAAGUACGACAACGACUGGGUCGCGAGCAAGUAUUGCCAGCAGAGCUGCUUCGACGCAGGCAACGGCUACGACGGGGACGACUGCUCGGGCGGAUGGCCCUCCCGGAAUGGUUGGGGUGGCUUCGUCUGCCUCGUGCAGGAGGAGGUCGGCGGGAUGGUCGUGCUGGGCACGCAGUCGGAUUGCUCGCCGUGGGGUGUGAGGAUCUAUCUGUACAAUCCCGCCAUCUGGUUCGCGGACGCGUCGGUGGCCGUGCCGACCACCCUGCCGUUUGACCAGGCCAGCUGGAGGCCGGGGCUCAUCUUCUUGAGGGAGGACGCGCAGAACUGCAACCUCGACAGCAAGGGGUUCAUACUGAAGGACGGGCUCUUCUACCGGCACGAGACCAGGCUGGCCCUCGAGGACCACACCUGCCAGCUGCAGCCAGAGGACGGCGCGCUCGACUUCGGCAUCGACGGGCACCUGUGCGGCUCACCGGGCGAGGUCUCGAACGCUGGGACAGGGGGGCACCAGUUCCCGAUCCGCGCCUCUGGGUGGCUCGCGCCCCCAGUCGGCUCGCCGCCCGACUACGUGUAUGACAACAGGUAUGGCACCCACAUGUUUAAGUGGCCGCCGCUGACCACGGGCCUCGCCCGGGGUGCGGUCUGGCUGAAUUUGGCCUUGCACGCAACCGACCAGCUGCGCCAACGGGUGGCCUGGGCCCUCUCCCAGAUCUUCGUCAUCGGUUCCUCCCUGGGCGGCCACGACUACUUCACCGAGAUGUGGACCAACUACUACGACAUAUUCGUGCGCCACGCCUUCGGGAAUUACCGGGACGUGCUGAGGGAAGUGACGUUCGCGCCGCUGAUGGGCGAGUACCUCACGUACGCGGGCAGCUUCGCUUUCGACGACAGCCUCUCCUACGCCGACGAGAACUAUGCCCGCGAGGUCAUGCAGUUGUUCACCAUCGGCGUCGCGAAGGUUGUCAAAGACGGCAGAGUGGUCGUCAACGAUAAGGGGGAGGACGUGCCGACCUACACCAAUGAGAACAUCAUAAAUUUCGCCCGCGUCUUCACCGGGUUCGUCCGCUGGAACGACAUGCGCAUGAACAUCGAGCUGGCUACCGAGGGCUCGACUGCCAACUACAUCGACCCCAUGAAGAUCCGAGGCAGGCCCCACGAUAUCUAUCCUAAGCCAGACCUGUACAGCGGCUACCUCGGCGACGGGUACCCCGUGUGCAGCAGCAUGCCUGAACGCCCCUUCUGCUCGCUGGAGCCCGGUUCGAAUUCCGCGGCCAGUCAGCGCCGAAUUGCACGGAACUCGACGUCUAUUACGACCCGCGGGAUAUGGCCGGCCAGUUCCCAAGCACGACGCAGGAUUCGGAUGCCUGCCAGCAGCGCUGCAAGUCCGUGAGCGGCUGUGCGCACUUCACGUUCAGGGUCUUCGAUAAGAGGUGCACCCUCGCAGACAGCGGCGCGCGUGCGCUUCCCAGCUACGAGCAGUAUUCUGGUCCGCCAGAUUGCGCCCCCCUCGUGUUCGAGCCGAGUGCCAGUUCGAGCCUGCUGAGCGCGCUGUGCGGCGGUGACGAAAGCGACUGCAAGUUCGCCCCCUCGCGAACUUUGCCGUCGGCCUUGCCAUGCCACGGCUCUGAGUGUUCGCUGGAGUCGCUCACCUACGUUAAAGUACCCGGCGGCUACUACGAGUUUGUGCCGCCACCAUGCGUGCACAUGUUCUUCUACAACGGAAGGCUCACGGAGGACGGCCAGUGGUGGGGUUCGUCGGUAUAUUACUUCGGGCGUGAGUGCGUGCAGCCAUAUGGUAAGCUUGCCGCCGCGUCCUGCUGCAGGGGCUGUACGAACGAUGAGAACUAUUGGAUGCAGCUGAAGGGUUUCACCUGCUUGAACCACAACACGACAUGGCUCACCUGGCCAGACGGCCUCCCAGCGAUGACCAUAGAAAAAUGCAGGCACGGGGAUGAGUACAACUGGCUGGGUCCCAAGGCUUGCCGGCUUUCAUGCUGGGAGGGGGGCGCGGGCUAUGAGGGCGACGAUUGCAGCGAGGGCGCCUACGCUGAGAGCCGCGUCUGCGGCAUCCACGUCAGCGCCCACGACGC